AGAGAAGUGGGGAGAGUACAGCACCUUGGGGGACACCAGCUUCAGUGAGCACAGCAGAGGAGGAUUGCCUUUGUAUACGGUGUACUGCAUUCUGUUUGAAAAGUAGGAAUGCAGCUUAUUUAGCAAGAGACAUCUAGGUACAGAGUCGAAAGCAGAAGUGAAAUCAAGAAACGUGCAGCGGACAUAUUUGGCACCUUCAUCUAAUGAUGAGACAAUACUGUUGUGUAAGACGGCUGCAGCGUCUAAAGUACUCCUAACCUGUCUGUAGGCAAAUUGUUUGGGGUCUUCGAAGGUUUUAAGGGAGGGUUCAAGUUUAAGAAGUACUAGUUUUUCCAUGAGCUUUAGAAACGGGGAAGUGAUGGCAAUGGGUUUGAACUUUACGUUCUUGCUAUUUCCAGGUUUAGGGACAGGAACUAUUUUAAUGUCUUUCCAUGGAACAGGUACAACGUUUUCGGAGAAAGAAGCAUUUAUGAUAUUAGUUAGAGAACAUAAAGCAUCUGCACAUUGUUUUAGAACAUAUGCAGGUAUGCCAUCAGGGCCAAGACUAUGUGAGGGCCUAAGAGUUUUAAGACAUUUUAAAACAUCAAGAGUGUUAAAGUCCUGGAAGUUAUCAGCUGCAAGAUUAGUAACUUUAGAAGUGGUUAUAACAGAAGGAGAGUGUAUAAAAGACUUAUUAAGAGCAUUAACAUCACAAGAGGAAAAAACAUUACAUCGCUUACUAUUGCCAGUAAUUUCAUUGAAAAAUUUCCACAUGCUGAUAGGAGAUUUGCAUGAUAAAAGUGUUUGGUUAUAGAUAGCAUUCAGAUUUUUGAUUUCAGAUUUGAUUUGAGCAUUAAUCUUUUUAAGUCCUAACUUGUCUUUGCAUUUAUAUAACAUUUCUUUUCGUCUGCGAAGUUGUUUGAGAUGGGGAGACGAGAAGCGGUCGAGGCGUUUGAACAGUGUUUGUUUGGGUCAGCAUAUGUCGAGGUAGAACUUAAGAUAAUCCAUUAUAUUGGUGAUUGAGUCAUCUAGUGUACUUUCAUAGAAUAAGUCCCAGUUAGUAUUUUUUAACAUGCAUCUUAGAUUGAGAAGGUUAUCAGAUGUGUAACAUAGGAAGAUUGCUGCUCAAGGUGUUCA
This is a messenger RNA of Trichobilharzia regenti, 1116 nucleotides long. The record is from the annotation of a GenBank genome assembly. NCBI's taxonomy places the organism in Eukaryota, Metazoa, Platyhelminthes, Trematoda, Strigeidida, Schistosomatidae.